Molecule: messenger RNA, 1491 nt
Organism: Puntigrus tetrazona (Sumatra barb)
Lineage: Eukaryota; Metazoa; Chordata; Actinopteri; Cypriniformes; Cyprinidae
Product: cyclin-dependent kinase 19-like
Exons: 3
Coding region: 1-393 (130 amino acids)
Source: RefSeq, a predicted model, not a curated record
AUGCCCAUUCAACUGCUGCUCUUCUGGCAUUCAAAGCGCCGUGAUGUGUUGUGUGAUCUUCAGAACCAGACGCAGCAGCACCAGCAGACGGCUGCACAGACGCAGACGCAGACGCAGACGCAGCAGGCUCCAACCCAGCAGAGCUCGGCGCAGACAAACGGCACAUCGGGCGCCGCAGGGGCCAACACGGGCCCCUCCAUACAGCAUGGACAGGAACAGGGGCCACCAAACAAAAAACCUCGCACCUCAGGAACCAGUGUUCUUCAAACAGACUACCAGCACUCCAGCUCGCGGCUUGGUUACCAGAGCAAUGUCCAAGGCUCUACCCAGUCGCAAAGCACUAUGGGAUACUCGUCCUCAUCUCAGCACUCUCAUCAGUCUCAUCGAUACUGAGACUCAAAGACAUACGUAAGCACUUAAAAAAAGAAAUAUUAACCGCAAGCUAAACGCCAGGCAAGUCGGCGUUGUCCUUCAAAUCAGUUGCUGGGUCUUUCCCGUAACAUGGUCCCGACAAACCCACGUUUCUUCCCUUGCAAAGCCGCCUGCCGUCCCGCGAUUCUCAGCAAAUGCUACUCCAACCAAAGCACAACUUUACAAUCGCUUUCUUUUGCUCAGAGCUGCUCAGAAGAACCAGAGCCACGAUUGGGCUUUGCAGCAUCUCGGUUUUUCAACAUACUGUAUUAAAACUUCCACCAGCUCCGACACCAACCUAAUAGUCUGCUGACUGCUGAGCAUGCUUACUCUUCUUUCACCACCGUUAAACCAAAACAGUCUCGCAGUGCUAUUCGGGUCAAAGCUGCAGAGCGAAGUAAAACGAGGCUUUUUGCAACGGGUCGUUAAAGCUGCCAUCCCAGUGGCCGGCAUCGUACCUACCAGAUCUCUCCAUUUACAGUGUUCCGGUGACAGCUGCAUGGUGCGACCCACAAAUUUGAUUUUGGGUUCUCGCCGUUCUCUUUUCGUGGUUGAGGCUGGUUGGGACACCAUCUCAGAUCAACUCGUGAAAUGAAGUAGAUCUGAGGGUUGCGUUGUUAGGACAUGGAAUAAUUUGACCCUGUGAAUGCGUGAGAUGUUGUAUCUGUCUGAUAUGUUCAUUCAACUGAAAAGUGACUAGUGGGACACCAGUCUAAUAUGUAGUCCGUAACACGAUCUAAACUUUGCAGCUAUCGCGUUUAUUUUUUUGACUUUUUACCUCAUCUCGAGGCUUCCUGAGAUUCCCCCGUUCGACGACCCCGAAACAAAUCAAAUAGAGACAUCUACAGUAUAUAAGCAAUUGUACAUAGGAAGCAAAAUCCCCUUUUUAUCUCUCUCCUCCUCGUCUCUCGGUAAAGGGAGCUGCCUGCAUGUACGGACAGUCGAGAAGAGGCUGGAUUUGUGUAACGUGCAUAUUUUAAAGACUGAACAAAGAGCAUCUCUCAUAGCUAUUGUGCACUGCAUUAUUACACACAUCUUUAUUUUUUUGUUGUGUAAGAGAUUUUUAUUUAUUUUUUUUUU